AUGGUCACACUCUGCGGAGCGUACGAGCGCCGCCUCUCCCCACCGCCGCUCCAUCAGGAACAGCAACAGCCCGUUCCUUCCCACCUCCAGCAGCCUCGCGAAUCGCGCGAUCCGACCACCACCGGUAGUCCGGUCCUCAAGGCGUCUCCGGUGGGUUUGGUAUGCCCGGAGAAUCCGACGGUGCUUCCUGCUACCAGCAGGGGCGGCGCCUCUGGGGGCUUCUUGGUGGUGCUUGCCCUCCCGUUUCUCCCGUGCAAAUUGCGCUUGUUUAGUAGUAGGCAAGACUACCACAUCCUCGCGCUCGCGCACGGCUCGGGUCAUUUUGGAGAGGACGAAUCACUGGAGCAAGCCCCGGAGGGAGAUGAAGGAUGUGGCCGUGGCUGGAGAGGAUUGCGUCCGCGUGCUGGGACCGGGUCCGGAGGUACGCGCUUACGAGGAAGGGUGAGGACGACGGCGACGCCGACGGCGGCGACGGCGACGCCGGCGCUGCUGUGGUCGCGGGACCUCGCGCGGCACGCGGCGGGCGAGUUCUCCUUCGCCAUCGUGCAGGCCAACGCCGUGCUGGAGGACCACAGCCAGGUGGAGACGGCCGCCGCCGCCACCUUCGUCGGCGUCUACGACGGCCACGGGGGCGCCGAGGCGUCCCGCUUCAUCUCUAACCACCUUUCUGCGCACAUCGUCCGUCUUGCACAGGAACAUGGAACAAUGUCUGAGGAUGUUGUUCGAAAGGCCUUUUCUGCUACAGAGGAAGGCUUCCUGUCGCUUGUGCGCAGGACACAUUUGAUAAAACCUGCUAUGGCUACUAUUGGAUCUUGCUGUCUGGUUGGUAUCAUAUGGAGAGGGACACUCUACCUGGCAAAUCUUGGUGAUUCUAGGGCGGUCGUUGGUUCUGUGAAUGGAUCAAACAGGAUUGUUGCUGAGCAGUUAACAAGAGACCACAAUGCUAGCAUGGAAGAGAUUAGGCAGGAGCUUAGGACUCUUCAUCCUGAUGAUUCGCAAAUUGUUGUUCUUAAGAAUGGUGUUUGGCGCAUCAAAGGCAUCAUACAGGUUUCAAGGUCUAUAGGUGAUGCAUACUUGAAGAAGCGAGAAUUCGCUGCUGAUCCAUCCACAGCUCGUUUCCACCUCUCGGAACCUCUCCGCCGGCCUGUUCUGACGUCAGAGCCAUCUGUAUGUUCAAGAGUUCUUAGUUCACAAGACCGUUUUUUGAUCUUUGCAUCGGAUGGAUUAUGGGAGCACCUCUCAAACCAGCAAGCUGUUGAAAUUGUCCACAAUAAUCCACGAGAAGGUAUUGCAAGGAGAUUAGUACAAGCGGCUCUAAAAGAAGCUGCAAGGAAGAGAGAAAUGAGCUAUGGCGAUAUUAAGAAGCUCGAUAAAGGAGUCCGGCGCUACAUCCACGACGACAUAACAGUUGUUGUUGUCUUCGUCGAUCAUGAACUGCAGUCGGAGGAUUCUGCUUCAACCUCUGUUCCUGAACUCUCAGUUCGUGGGUUUGUUGAUGCAGGGGGGCGCUCCAGCUUUUCAGGGUUGAAUGACAUUACUUGA
This is a messenger RNA of Miscanthus lutarioriparius, 1542 nucleotides long. NCBI's taxonomy places the organism in Eukaryota, Viridiplantae, Streptophyta, Magnoliopsida, Poales, Poaceae. The record is from the annotation of a GenBank genome assembly.